GGCGCCACAACUACCAUGUUCAGCAAUCCGCGCAAACGAGAUUGAUAUAUUUCGGGCAAUCACGUCUGUCUAAUGGACCACCUCAGGCUCUCUCCGCGAGACGCAUUUCGUCUCCUCCUACCGAACGGUUUUGUUACAUUUCACUUUCUUCCUCGCGCUGUUACAGCGAAGUAUUUACAUGUUUGUUUCCCAUUGGUUAGUUGUAGUGAAGGUGGGGUCUGAGAGGAAGCUGUGGAAGCGCUUUGUGAAUUAAAUCAUCCGAGUUUGUGAAAGCUGUUCGUCCCGGGAAGAAACAACUGGAUUAUUUUGCCGAGAGUGUUCAAUAAACUGAGAAAUAAAACGGAGGGAAAGUACGCACGGUGCCACGUCUGGCUAAAGCGCGGACAUCUGCGUUGGAGAGCAGCUGAGGCACAAGUGUCAGCAUCAUCAAGUUUACUUACCCAGAACAGAAAGUAACCGAAGUUUCCGAAGGAAAUGCGAUUUGCGAGAACUUAAAAUUAUUAAAGGCAUGGCACGAAGGGGUCUCGGUAAAUAGCGUGACAAGGAGAGCCUUGAAUAAUGCGCUCCGGGGUGUAGACAGGGUCUGGAUUAUUAUGAGGCGCCAUGGCGUGGUGUGAUCGUGGGGUUCAGAUGUUGCUGACCACCGUGGGGGCUUUUGCGGCUUUCAGUCUAAUGACCAUCGCGAUUGGCACGGACUACUGGCUUUAUUCACGGGGUUACUCAUGCAACGCCACCAACAUCACCACGGACGAAACUCAAGCGCAGCCCAGGAAAACUAAAGGCGAUCUCACACACUCUGGGCUGUGGAGAAUCUGUUGUAUUGAAGGUAUCAACAAAGGAAGCUGUUACCGGAUCAAUCACUUCCCGGAGGACAACGACUAUGACACUGACAGCUCGGAGUACCUCCUACGUAUCGUCCGCGCCUCCAGCGUGUUCCCCAUCCUCAGCACCAUCCUGCUGCUGCUGGGCGGGCUGUGCGUGGGCGUGGGCCGCAUCUACAGCGGCAAGAACAACAUCCUGCUGAGCGCCGGCAUCCUGUUCGUCGCCGCCGGCCUGAGCAACAUCAUCGGCAUCAUCGUCUACAUCUCCAGCAACGCCGGCGACCCGAGCGACAAGAAGGACGAGGACAAGAAGAACCAGUACAACUACGGCUGGUCCUUCUACUUCGGCGCGCUGUCCUUCAUCGUGGCCGAGUCCAUCGGCGUGCUGGCCGUCAACAUCUACAUCGAGAGGAACAAGGAGGUGCGCUUCAGGGCGCGCCGGGAGUUCGCCAAGGCCGCCGCCUCCUCCUCCUCCCCGUACUCGCGCAUGCCCAGCUACCGCUACCGGCGGCGGCGCUCGCGCUCCAGCUCCCGCUCCACGGCGGGGGACCGGUCCCGGGAGACGUCCCCCGUGGGGCUCAAGAUGGCGGGCUCCGUGCCCAUGGGGGAGAUCUCCAUGUACACUCUGACCAGGGACCCCCUCAAGUCCGGCGGCACGGGCGCCUCCUACAGCCCGGACCACGACUCGGGCUUCCUGCAGGUCCACAACUGCUUCCCGAAAGACCUCAAGGACGGCAUUAACCGGAGGACCACGCCCGUAUGAGGGCCAGCUAGCUUCCGCCCGCGGCGUCGCUAACAAGAGGCCAUCAACUUAAGGCUACUGGGUCGGUUCUGUGAGAGCCAGUGCCUGACGAGAUAGAACCAAUCGGUGCGGUGCAAGGUGUCGGAUGAUCAGUAUUCAUGUGAAGGAAUUGCAAAUAGUUUCUUCCGUCUGGAAUUUUUUUUUAAAAAGGCUAUAAUGAUGUGUUGGGCGAGGUGAAGAGGCUGCGGCUAGCCUGAUUGGGCCAAAGCUGGAAUAUAACCCAUUCUAAAAUUCAGAGCAGUAGCCAAUCAAAACCCCUCCCUGCUUACACAAAGCACUUUGCUGAAAAGCUUUCCCAAUUUUUUUUUUUUACCCAAGGGGUCCAGCAAACCUGAUUUUAGUAGCAAUAUUUUUUGAGAUACACUGGAGUAUCCCCCCGUUAUUUUCAAGAUUCAUAUAACUUAGAAAUUUCGUUAACAUUAUUGCAGUAUUUAAUUUAUUGUGGUAGCUGCUGUUGGUGGUGAAUUUUUUUCUGAUGUUUUUGGUUUGUUCGUUUGUUUGCUUGUCGGAUUUUUUUUUUUUUUUUAAAGUACGUAUAGUUCGAUUACAUUUAACCCUUCAAGGUAAACUGGUGCUAACUAAAAUGUAAGUAAAGCCUGAGCCUUUACCCCAAACGUCUGCGUUUUCGACAACACCACGCCUUCGCCCCUCGUGAGCGUGUUGGAGUGAAAUACGCCGUGUUAGUGUUGUGCGAUCAGAGCCAAUGGCUGUUUUUUCACAUUCGAUGUUCCUGGCUGCCUGCCAUCUCUUUCAACAGUUCCCCAAAUUAAAUUCAGGGGUCGCGUCACCGUACCAUGAAUAUUGUCGAAAUGUGAAUCAUUCUAAAUAAUGGGCAUGUGAGUUUUAAUGUACCUGGACUUUGAACUUUGUGUUAACAUCCCUUUAUAUGGUUGGGACCACAGAUCUCUCGUCUGAAUAUAGAAUCUUGAUUUGCUCAGGGAAGCUGCAAUCGUACGUUCAGUUUAAGGCAAAAAAAAAAAAAAAGAUCAAAUAAAUUAGCCAUUUGUUAAAAGUAUCGCCAUUAUUGGUGUUUCACGUCAAUCUCAGAACGACUGUUAGUGUCACUGAGUUUUGUUUUGUUUUUGUUUGUUUUGUUUGUUUUUUUGUUGCUAAAUUUAGCCUUGUCAAAGGUAUAGGCUUUAAAUGCACAUACUUGUGGGUCCACAGUGUAGGGUGACUGACAUGAUUCAUUUGCCAUGUACAGCAAAAAAAAAAAAAUUUCCAAUACAGUGAGUUUAAAUUAGGCGAGUUCAAGUUUGAUCUCUGCCACAAUGAUAAGUUGUAAAAUGUACUAUAUUAAAUGGAUCAGAAUAGAUUAGAUCUGUUUGCUACUGCAGCAGUCUUGAGUGGCUGAUGUUAAAUUUUACAUUAACGAGGGCAUAGCGGUGAAGAGAUCAGCACAAACAUUUCAUUUGAGCAAUCUGUGUGGCACGAUUCUCUACACUGCUGCAUAAAAGCUCACAAUGUCCUCCUGUAAGACUAGCCGCUCAGAACCAUGGCCCUGGACAAACAGGUCAUCCACGCGGCUGACAUUUAGGGCAAAUGGCACCAGGUCAGUCCGGGAGAGGUGAUUGUCCGCCCACGUGUUUAUAAAUUCAGCCACACUCUAAAGCACAGGAAUCAGUUCCUGUUUCAUAAAACAACACAUUUUUCAUUGAUAAUGUCAGAUAUUUUUGUUUGUUUUUUUUGUUGUUUUUGCCAAAUUCCGUUUCCUAUAGAUGGAGGAAAAUAAGAGAAUAUUUGUCUACGGAAAUUACUUCAUAUCAGUGUCUAUCAGCUGCAGCUCUAAACCUGUGAGGCAUUAGGGAGGUCUGGCACCGUGGAGGAUUUGGAAGAGGAUGUGGGGGUGGUGGAGCAGGUGAUGGGAGCUUUUACUACACAGCCAACAACUGUUGCUUUCAGAAUUACAAGCUGAACUGUCGAUGUUCAACAAAAUGUUAGUUUAUGGAGGUGCAACCUUUUUCCGUGUCGCAAGCCCGUUGAACUGGAUCCUCAUUUAAGUGGAGAGACCUGUGGGCUUUGAGCUAAGGGCAUCCAUUUACAGUACCCUCUCUUUCACUUCAAUUCGUACAUACAUAUAUAUAUAUAUAGAGAGAGAGAGAGAGAAAGAGAGAGAGAGAGUGAGAGCGAAUUACAAGUCAAUGGAAUAAUGUAUAUAUAAAACAUAUGUUCAAAAAGACAUUUCUAAUGACAUAUGGUCGAUUCCCCAUAUAGUCAUUUCGUAAAUAAUUAUUACAUUGUGUAAAAACACAAUGAUACAUACCUUUGAAUGACUUUCUUACGGGAAACCUGUUCAGUAUCAUUUGGUCGAGAGGGGUGAAAUCUGCCAUACCGUGAUGUAAAAACAUGGCGGUAAGGCGUUAUUCCAAGACAAGCAGGAGAGAGCUCCACGCUCGUAACAGGUGUAGUGGGAGGCUUCAGACGCUCGCCUCUCUGGUGCCAGUCUGCUCUUUGCAGGUUUCCCCAAGCAGUCAGCUUGUAACACUAUCGAAGCCUCACUGCCUCACGCUCGCUGUCUGGGGGAAGAGUGUCAGAGUCCAGUGCGCUUUAACACCGGUGUUCAGGUGGACAGGCCUAACAUGAAGGCAGAUGGACUAGCCUCUGGGCAAAGAUAGUGACUGCACCUUCUGCUGAGGUAAAACGUUUCAUGCCUUAAUAGAUUAGAAAAUAGAGGUGAAAAGUAUAUUGAGGAGGAACAUUGGCAACACCAGUACAUGGAUGGAUGUAUUCAAAGCAUCCAUAUAUGCCUGUGAGCAUUCUUUUAAAUUAAUUGACAAUUAAUAGUUACAUGUAGAUUUUUAUAGCUAAAAAGGUGAAUAUUUAUUUAUAAAUAUAUGUUCUGUUCACUACAGAGUAUUUCCUUCUUUUUUUACUUCUGCAGUUUAAUGAUCAGAUUGGAUUUUUUUUUCUGACAAAAGACAGCAAACAUUCACUUUGAAUACUUUUUUUUUUACGAGUCACUGAUGUGGAUUGUUGCUAUGGCAACGUUUAAUGCAACCAAUGGCAGUCCAUAUUUCCAUUUCUAAAACAGAUGAUUGUUUUCAGUGUUUCGGUUUUGUGUCUGAGUACUGAGGUUUUAUGAAAAGGGAGUAUGUUCCUGUGAAAUAAAAGGAAAAUAUAGCUUGUGCCACUGAAGAGAAUGUUUGUGUGUGCAUGUGCAUGCAUUAGUGCGUGCGUGCAUGUGUGUGUGUGUGUGGAUGUGCGUGUGUGUGUGUGUGGAUGUGCUUGCAUUAGCGCGUGCGUGUGUGUGUGUGUGUGUGCGUGCAUGUGCGUGCGUGCAUGUUUGUGUGUGUGUCUGUACCUGCAUGCAUGCUUGUGUGUGUGUGUCUGUACCUGCAUGCAUGGCCGUGUGUGUGUGUCUGUACCUGCAUGCAUGGCCGUGUGUGUGUGUCUGUACCUGCAUGCAUGGCCAUGUGCGUGUGUCUGUACCUGCAUGCAUGGCCGUGUGCGUGUGUCUGUACCUGCAUGCAUGGCCGUGUGUGUGUGUCUGUACCUGCAUGCAUGGCCGUGUGUGUGUGUCUGUACCUGCAUGCAUGGCCAUGUGUGUGUGUGUCUGUACCUGCAUGCAUGGCCGUGUGCGUGUGUCUGUACCUGCAUGCAUGGCCGUGUGUGUGUGUCUGUACCUGCAUGGAUGGCUGUGUCUGUUUCUCUGGAUACUGCUCCAGCAUUCAUCCCUGGCUGGCUGGAGGAGGAGAUGAGUGAGUCAUGAACUGUGUCAUCGGCUGAGCCCUGCGCUGGAGACUCAGUCUGCGAUGCUCUGCUUUGGAUAGGAGCCCCAGCGAGCGAAAGCCAGAACCUAGACAUUCUAGAGGCAUGGAAAUCUUGGCUGAGAGACAUCUUGACAUAAAUGGACUCGGUUAACCCCACAAUAUAGCUCAGGUUUUACCCGGAUACAGUAGCCUGGCUGCAUCCUAGUCGGCUAGAAUACCUUCACUUUUCAACCAACUGAAGCCGGGUUUUAACCUGAAUGCCUAGACAGUAUUUCACCAACUUAUCACCCCAGAUAUGCUCACCAGGGCCUCACUGAGCAGAUCCUUCUCACAGUCACUCCUCAGUAGGAACUCAAGACUUCCAAACCUAAAUCUGACCACUCAUGUGGAAGAGUUGCCAAAAGACCAACGUCACAGGUUUGCUUUAUCAAAUUUGCAUCUGUUGAUGUUGAAAUUUAGAGAAAUUAAAUAAUAACUCAGUUCCUUAAAUGAGGUGACCAGUCGCACGACCAAGUGAUCAGCCACACGAUCGCUGAAAAUCUCUACAGAACGACAGAAACGAAUAACGGUAAUUUCAAUGGCUUUUUUUUUUUAAUUUCCCGUGGGUUUUGCCUUGAAAUUCUAUCCCUCUCCUGAAAUGGUUGGCAUUUACCUGAAUAGCGUGGGUUAAAACCUGCUGCCUCUCUUUACGCCGGUGAACAAGAGCACUGUCCUGAUCUGUCGGUCUGCACCGUUAGUCUGCCCGCCUCCUCCAGACAGGCAUGCUACGUAAACGUCGACUGCGUGCAGAAACGUCAGCUGUGUGCAAAGAGCAGGCUCGGCUUGUAUUAAUGGAAGGAGGGCAAAUAUCAGGGGUUGGCGGGGGAAGGGGAGGGGGGGGGGGGGGGCUGAGGAGAUCCCGCGGGAAUAUUAUAGCAUUAGAUAUCCAGGCACAGGAAGAAAAAAAAGAUUAAGAUUGGGACAGAGGGAAAUGAAAGCGGGGUGGGAGGGGUAAGCUGAUGACACCGCCGCCCGGCUGUCUGAUAUAAAACCCCGUCUCUGUCUGGCCUCGUACGGAGCGGCGAUGCGUGCGCAAGCCGUCGGAGCCUGGCCCCGAUGCCUCAGCUGGAUCAGACAACGCGACCGUAUGAACCGGUGAUGUGGCGCUCCGUUUGACUUUUUUGUGCCUCAGGACGGGGGGGGGUUACCUGAGGUUUUUCCCCCUCCUCUUGCGGUAUUCCAAUACGCCGGGUCACAUCCCCAUCCUGGCUGGCUUUCCGGUGCGAGCUCAACAAUGAUGACACUGCCAAAAAAAAAAAAAACCUGGCCGAGUGGUUCUCCGCCACAGUUCCGUUUUUGUAAAAAUCGUAAGGUUGCUGCGUACGGUAAUCCCUGUAAUCCUUCACAUGAUUACACGACUGGACCUUGAACUGUAUAUACUUGAAAAACAUUCAACAGUAGACGAUAAACUCCGAGCUCUUACAACAACGUAGAAUUGAAGCCUUUUUCUCUUGCACACAAGACCGGUGGUUGAUGUGGGAGAGUAGUACAAGCAAAAAAAAAAAAAAAAAAAAAAAACAAAAGAAAAA
Messenger RNA from Anguilla rostrata (American eel), 6901 nucleotides. Its product is annotated as voltage-dependent calcium channel gamma-4 subunit-like. Gene Ontology annotation, biological process: postsynaptic neurotransmitter receptor diffusion trapping; calcium ion transmembrane transport; transmission of nerve impulse. Lineage: Eukaryota; Metazoa; Chordata; Actinopteri; Anguilliformes; Anguillidae. The coding region runs from base 604 to 1584 and encodes 326 amino acids. Gene Ontology annotation, molecular function: voltage-gated calcium channel activity; channel regulator activity. The record is from RefSeq and is a predicted model, not a curated record. The transcript is spliced from 4 exons. Gene Ontology annotation, cellular component: AMPA glutamate receptor complex; voltage-gated calcium channel complex; postsynaptic density membrane.